ACGAUAAUUCUACGCCUCUGGUAAGAUAGUCAGCUGGCUUCAAGUUGCUAACGCUAGUUUGAGCGAUUGUCCAAAUUAAAUAUCGAAAAGUCUAGAAAACAUAAGAAAUAAGAAAAUUGCGUCAUAAUUUUAAUUAAAAUCGAUAAAAAUGUUGUUGGCAAAAGUUUGCCGAAGUACAGUACCACCUCAAAUAAAAUCUUUUCUGAAAGCACCAGUGGUACCUAAAGUAACUCGUGUGCAAGCUGGUAGAUUGUUUGCGAGCGAUGGAAGAACUGUUUUUCAAAGAACAGCUCGUAAAAGAACAACAAUUGUUGAAGAUGCAGUUGCCCCAGCAGGCCAAACCGCAUUCAAAAUUGGCAAAGGAUUUGCUGCUGGUAGUGCUGUUUUAGGACUAGGAGCUUUAUGUUAUUAUGGAGCAGGUCUUUCAUCUGAAAUAGGUGCUAUUGACCGUGCGUCAUUAUGGCCACAAUAUGUGAAAGAUCGUAUACAUACAACAUAUAUGUACUUUGGAGGCUCUAUUGUUGCUAGUGCAGCAUCUGCAGCAUUAUGUUUGAGAUCACCAGCAUUUAUGAGGAUGAUGACACAAGGAGGAUUACUUGCUCUCGGUGCUACUCUUGUUGCAAUGAUUGGAACAGGAAUAGUUGCACAGCAGAUUCCUUACCAGGAAGGCUUUGGUGCUAAACAAGUAGCAUGGCUCCUUCAUUCGGGAGUUAUAGGUGCUGUUCUUGCACCUAUUUCACUUUUAGGUGGACCUAUCCUUAUAAGAGCAGCUUGCUAUACAGCUGGAAUUGUUGGUGGUCUUUCGGCUGUAGCCGUAUGUGCACCAAGUGAAAAAUUCCUCAAUAUGGGAGGACCACUUGCUAUUGGUUUAGGUGUUGUAUUCGUCAGUUCUAUUGGAAGCAUAUUUUUACCACCGACUACAGUUGUUGGAUCUGGGCUUCAUGCUAUGUGUCUCUACGGUGGACUUGUUCUUUUUUCUGCAUUCUUACUUUAUGAUACACAAACAAUUAUAAAGCGAGCUGAAACGUAUCCCGUUAGUUAUGAACAAUAUGGUCGCCAAAGCUCUGUGAUCCCCUACGAUCCAAUAAACAAUUCCAUCAAUAUUUAUUUAGACACUGUGAACAUCUUUAUAAGAAUGGUAAGCCUUCUUUCUGGAGGUGGUGGAAAACGCAAGUAGAUGCAUCAUCCUAUUGAAAAUCAAAAAUGUUUCUAUCAUGAUAAUACUUUAUCAAAGUCGAAUUACUGGAUUUGAUAGGAACAAAUUUAAAUUGAUCAUAGCAAGUUAUUAAGUAAAUAUUUUUAAAUUAAUUAUUAAAUAUAUCUAAGUUAAUAGCGACUUGUAAAAUGGUAAUAAAUUAUUGUUUAUGUAAAUUAAUAAAAAAAUUUAUUGUCGA
Molecule: messenger RNA, 1394 nt
Organism: Microplitis demolitor
Lineage: Eukaryota; Metazoa; Arthropoda; Insecta; Hymenoptera; Braconidae
Product: growth hormone-inducible transmembrane protein
Exons: 5
Coding region: 149-1177 (342 amino acids)
Cellular component (GO): mitochondrial inner membrane
Source: RefSeq, a predicted model, not a curated record